AUGUCGACGAUCACCAAGGAACAGCACGAUGAAUUGUGUGUCGCAUACGCGUCAAUGAUCCUCUUUGAUGGAGAGCACGAGAUUACCUCUGAGGCGAUAAUGAACGUCUUACAAGCAUCGGGUAAUGAGGUGGAGCUUUAUUGGCCCAGUUUGUUUUCCUCGCUGUUGUCGAAGGAGGGAAAGAUUCUGGAGCUUAUUUCAUCCGGAGGACCUUCUUCAGGUGCUGCUGCUGCUGCUUCCGGUGCUGCUGCUGGAGGUGCUGAAGAUGUCAAGGUGGAAGAGAAGGUUGUUGAGGAAGAAGAGGAAAUCGACAUGGGUGGCGGCAUGGACAUGUUUGGCGGUGAUGAAGACUACUAA
Molecule: messenger RNA, 357 nt
Organism: Peronospora farinosa
Lineage: Eukaryota; Oomycota; Peronosporomycetes; Peronosporales; Peronosporaceae
Source: the annotation of a GenBank genome assembly